Molecule: messenger RNA, 3472 nt
Organism: Sinocyclocheilus grahami
Lineage: Eukaryota; Metazoa; Chordata; Actinopteri; Cypriniformes; Cyprinidae
Product: cdc42 effector protein 4-like
Exons: 3
Coding region: 357-1352 (331 amino acids)
Biological process (GO): regulation of cell shape; Rho protein signal transduction; positive regulation of actin filament polymerization
Cellular component (GO): cytoskeleton; plasma membrane; cytoplasm
Molecular function (GO): small GTPase binding
Source: RefSeq, a predicted model, not a curated record
GGCGGGGCGUCGACACAGGACAGUGAACGCUCGAGCUGCAUUAGUGCGCCAUCGCGCUUUGAACAGUCAUGUAAUUCCAUUGAACUUGGUCCAUUGUUGUUGGAUGAGAAGCUCAACUUGGCGUUGAGGCUCCUGGGAUCCAAUACUACGAGCAAACAGUGGUCAAAUUGCAGAUGUUGAAGGCUGGACACUAUACUUUAAGGAUAAAAAUGGCCGUGUGUCCUGGAUUCUUGGAAGAAUUUUCAUCCUGACCACUGUCCUGGAUCUAUACCGUCAUAGGAAAAAGUGACUCAUCUCUUGGCAAAGAAAGACUUUGGUGAUUUUAUUUUUCUGUGGACGGUAUUUGAGAAGUCAUCAUGCCUAUUCUGAAGCAGCUUGUGUCCUCGUCCUCCCAGUCGAAACGGCAUUCUCGUGCUGACCUGACUGCGGAGAUGAUCAGCGCACCUCUGGGAGACUUCCGUCACACUAUGCACGUGGGUCGAGGAGGCGACGCGUUCGGGGACACCUCCUUUCUUAGCAGCCGCUCAGGGGAGCCACCAAAGGAGCCGGAGGUACAGCAGAGCUCACCUAAACAGAGCCUCCUUUCUCGUACUUUCCGAAGCAGCAAGCGCUCGCAGUCGGCCAAUCGUGACAAGCCUGACAUAUCCAAACUGGCGCCCACUGGUGGCUCGCCGAGUUAUGUAAAAAACGCAAUCUCACUGCCAUAUUUGAAUGACGAUGACACAGGACGAGGCACUGGAAUCCACUUUCCCAAGAGCGUGUCCUCAAGCCCUUUAAAUAAACUUCCAAAAGACCAAGUAAAGCCGCUUAAUGGAGCCACGGCGUCCGCUGUAUCAGACUUAGAGCUGGACGAGUGGAAUUUCGGAGAGCUGACUGACUUGCGUCCCUCGGUUCCUUACACCGGAGGCAUGAAACAUGCCGAGUCCAUCAUGUCCUUCCACAUUGAUCUGGGUCCCUCCAUGCUGGGUGACAUCCUGAGUGUGAUGGACAAGAAGGGCAUUGACGAUGACGAUCUGGGAUUUGAAGAGGGGAAGAGUAGCGAGGGACGCAGCUCGCCGCCCCAAAGCCCUCCCAACGAGGUGGAAGAAGAGGACCCUCUUCCUCCAAUCCGGCCCCCACGCCAAAGGCCAGGCACCAACCCUUACACUCCAGAGCUCCAAACCAGGAACCAUCAAAACCUGGACAGCUGUUCCCUCUCCAGUUCAGGGUCCACCGUGCUAGAUGAAAAAUCCCACAAUCAGAUGUAUGAGGGGAACAUGAACAACAUCAAGUACAGCUCACCUCGAGUUCAAGACGACAGGGACUUCUCCUACAUGGAUGAUGAUGACGAUGAUGAUGAGAUUAGGGUGUAAAGUGAACCAUAAGGUGCCAGAACAGUCUCUGCAAAGACUAAAAGAAAUGGUGGAGGUGGGUUGUGGUCAAUUAAAGCUCGUACACUGACUUGGAGGACUGAUUUUAUAAUGGAGAUGAAAGAGAAAACGUAUGUUUUAGCCCUUGCUAAAGGCUUUUUCACUACAUUUUCUAGAUCAGGUAUAUAAACCCUCUGUUACUAGUGACAUUCACCAGAGCCACCACAGCUGUGAGAGGAAUGUGCUUGCGUGUUUGCAUAUGCCAUGGCGAGAGAAUUCCAUUUCAAAUGGUAAUUACAGUCUCGUGAGUAUCAUUAAUGAAUUCCAGUGUUGACCACUUGGAAUGCUGAUACAGGAGGUUUGUUUGGAACCAAGCCUCACAUUCUCCCAUGAUCGACGCAGUACUCAUGCUUAUGCCUUUAAACUUUAAAAUAUAUAAAAAUACCAACGCCAACAGUCUUAAGUUUCCUACUGUAUGUUUUACAACUUUUGAUUCCAUCUUUAAGUUACAUCCUACAUUUUAACAUACUACAUACAAAACCAUAAUGAUCUAAAUGUUGAGAUGAUUGGAAUACCAUAAAUGUGUUUGGAGGGUCAACAGAACGCUUUAUCUCUGGCUUAUGUUUCCUUUUUCCCACCGAAAGUUGUUUAAGUUGUAGAUCUGGACUUUGUCAUGUGGUCCAUGCAUGUUUAAGAGGAUUUCCUGUCAGGUAUCAUAAAAUUCUCAAUCAUGGAGAUUUCAGAUUGAUGGGAUGCAGAAACCGAAAGCAGUGGUGAAGUCGCAUUACUUAUAGGCAGUAGAAUCAGUCCCAAGUGGAACCAGUUGUCAAUUUGUUUGUGUGUGUGUGAAUGAGGAUUGAUGUCAAGAGGGCUGAGGAGUGUGUUAUUUGAUUAUCAUUGUAAAGACUCAGAGAUGAAGAGUGCAGCUGUCUUAUUCAGCAUCUAACGUAGUGCCUUGAACUUCAAACUGUGCUCAUCAGCAGAAGUGGCUCUGGAGGGUUUUCAUCUCUGAAUGGCUUUCAUAGUUCUUUGUGUUUCUGUAUUUAGGUUUGAAGAGAGAUCAACACCCCAUGGUGAGACUGUAACUUGUAUAGCCACUCUGUGAGUUAGUGCCAUACCCUUUGCAUCAGUUAAAUGUAGACAAAAUUGUACUUUAUUAAAAUUCUUUAACAUGUAUAAAAUGAGCAAACUCGAUCCACCAUCCAAAUUUAUGUUACAGAGUUAUGUAAAGCUUUCACAAAUUUUCCUUAAAGGUGAAAUGUGUCAUUUCUGCACCAUCAGCAGCACUAAAAUGGAAUCUAAAAAAAACACAAAACUGCAGUUUUCCCCUAGUUGGAAUCUUUACAUAUUUUUCAAUUCCAUAACAACCAAUCAUGAGAGUUUGAAGGCGGGGCUACGCAUUUGUUUGACCAGUGGCAGUCUGGUAAUGCUUAAAACUGUAUUUUUGAAAUUCUGUUUAGUGCCACAGAAAUUACACACUUUACAUUUAGGUCUCUAUUAUGAGACUUUCACAAACUAUGCUAAUAGCAAAUGUGCCCAAAUACUGGCAAUAUACUUAACAUUAUUAUAGGCUGUGGUUUACCACUGAAAACAUAAACUAAUUACCAUCUACUAAAGCAAGUAUUAACUGUUCAUUGUGCACUUUCGGAAUUUAGAUUUUAUUUUAUUUUUCCCUAUGACACAAAGUUAUGUUUUGGGGAGAUAAUUUAAAAGCAUUCCACUCUUGAUAUAUGUACAUCAUGUUCAGUUAUUCAUUAGUCUUGUGAUUGAUUGUAUUGUUUAGUCAACAGUGUUGGCCCUGUAAUCUGACAUUUACUGUAUAUAAGCACACUGCACUCAAGAGAGCACCAUUUUGUAGAAUUAGUUAUUUUUGUAAACACUUGGUUUCAGUGGUACCUAAUUGUUUGUACAGAUCUCUCUGUGGCCUUUUACCUUCACUUUGUGAGCUUAGUUAGGCUUUACAUCAGCUUUAACACUCCCAAGACUACAGCUACAUUAUGUCCUUGCUCAACUGUCAGUGUUUUUUGUUGGUUUGUGAAAUCAGCAUGUUUGUACAGAGGAACAAGUAAGGUACGGUUUGUAAGAAAGAUGUUUGUAAUGCUGACUCCAUGUUUCCUAGAGUG